CCCCUAUAUAGGAGUGUUAGAGGCGGUCCCAGUUCCUCUCCCGGCUGUGCCGCGAUCUCUGUCGUUAAUAUCGCACCGUGCUCCAGGCUUAUCUCCCGCCGUCGAUCAAAAUGCCUGAAGAAAUCCAGCAUGGUGAAGAGGAGGUGGAAACCUUUGCCUUCCAGGCAGAGAUUGCCCAGCUUAUGUCCCUGAUAAUCAAUACCUUUUACUCCAACAAGGAAAUCUUUAUGCGGGAGAUAAUUUCCAAUGCCUCUGAUGCGCUGGACAAGAUUCGCUACGAGAGUCUGACAGACCCCUCAAAGCUGGAAAGUGGCAAGGAGCUGAAGAUAGACAUCAUCCCCAAUCCCCAUGACCGCACCCUCACUCUGGUGGACACUGGCAUUGGGAUGACAAAGGCAGAUCUUAUCAACAACCUGGGCACCAUUGCCAAGUCUGGCACCAAAGCCUUCAUGGAAGCCCUGCAGGCUGGUGCAGACAUCUCCAUGAUCGGACAGUUUGGUGUGGGCUUUUACUCUGCUUACCUUGUGGCAGAGAAGGUUGUAGUCAUCACCAAGCACAAUGAUGAUGAACAGUAUGCCUGGGAAUCGUCUGCAGGAGGUUCCUUCACUGUCAGAACUGACCAUGGUGAGCCCAUUGGCCGUGGCACCAAAGUGAUCUUGCACCUGAAGGAUGAUCAGACAGAAUAUCUGGAGGAGCGCCGUGUUAAGGAAGUGGUGAAGAAGCACUCUCAGUUCAUCGGCUACCCCAUCACCCUCUACCUGGAGAAGGAGCGCGAGAAGGAGAUCAGCGACGAUGAAGCAGAGGAAGAAAAAGUGGAGGAGGAUGAAGAUGCAGCCCCCAAGGAUGAGGAGGAGAAGCCCAAGAUCGAGGAUGUGGGUUCCGAUGAGGAGGAGGAAGGUGGCAAGACCAAGAAGAAGACCAAGAAGAUCAAAGAGAAGUACAUUGAUCAGGAGGAACUGAACAAGACCAAGCCCAUCUGGACCCGAAAUCCCGACGACAUCACUCAGGAGGAGUAUGGCGAGUUCUACAAAAGCCUGACCAAUGACUGGGAAGACCACCUGGCUGUCAAGCACUUCUCUGUGGAGGGGCAGUUGGAAUUCCGGGCCCUUCUCUUCAUCCCGCGCCGGGCCCCGUUUGACCUCUUUGAGAACAAGAAGAAAAAGAACAACAUCAAGCUGUAUGUCAGGCGUGUCUUCAUUAUGGACAGCUGCGAUGAACUCAUCCCAGAGUACCUGAACUUCAUCCGAGGUGUGGUGGAUUCUGAGGACCUGCCCCUGAACAUCUCCCGUGAGAUGCUGCAGCAGAGCAAGAUUCUCAAGGUGAUUCGCAAGAACAUUGUCAAGAAAUGCCUGGAGCUUUUUGCAGAGUUAGCUGAGGACAAAGAAAACUACAAGAAGUUUUACGAAGCCUUCUCCAAAAACCUCAAGCUGGGGAUCCAUGAAGACUCUACGAACAGGAAACGCCUGUCAGAGCUCCUGCGUUACCACACUUCACACUCUGGCGAUGAGAUGAAUUCCCUCUCUGAGUAUGUGUCCCGUAUGAAGGACAAUCAGAAGAGUAUCUAUUACAUCACAGGUGAGAGCAAGGAGCAGGUGGCUAACUCUGCCUUUGUGGAACGAGUGAGGAAACGUGGUUUUGAGGUAGUGUACAUGACAGAGCCCAUUGAUGAGUACAGCGUUCAGCAGCUGAAGGAGUUUGAUGGAAAGACCUUGGUGUCUGUCACCAAGGAAGGGCUGGAGCUUCCAGAGGAUGACGAGGAGAAGAAGAAGAUGGAGGAGAGCAAAACCAAGUUUGAGAACCUUUGCAAACUCAUGAAGGAAAUCUUGGAGAAGAAGGUUGAAAAGGUGACAGUCUCAAACCGGCUGGUGUCUUCACCCUGCUGUAUUGUCACCAGCACCUAUGGCUGGACAGCCAACAUGGAACGGAUCAUGAAGGCCCAGGCAUUGCGAGACAACUCCACCAUGGGCUACAUGAUGGCCAAGAAGCACCUAGAGAUCAAUCCUGACCACCCCAUUGUAGAGACUCUGCGUCAGAAGGCUGAGGCAGACAAGAAUGACAAGGCCGUCAAGGACCUAGUGGUUCUGCUCUUCGAGACAGCACUGCUUUCUUCUGGUUUCUCCCUGGAGGAUCCACAGACUCACUCCAAUCGUAUUUAUAGGAUGAUUAAGCUGGGGCUAGGUAUCGAUGAAGAUGAGGUUGCUGCUGAAGAGCCCAGUGCUGCUGUAUCUGAAGAAAUCCCUCCACUGGAGGGAGAUGAGGAUGCCUCGCGCAUGGAAGAGGUGGAUUAAAAGAAGGGUGGUGAUCUCCCCUCUGGCCUGCCCCCCCUCCAUCCCCUGCACCAUCGCCUUGCUCAGGAAGACUGGCUCCCGCAGUGCUGCUGGCAC
Rhineura floridana is the source of this 2384-nucleotide messenger RNA. It is a transcript of the gene HSP90AB1, whose product is annotated as heat shock protein 90 alpha family class B member 1. The coding region runs from base 111 to 2288 and encodes 725 amino acids. The transcript has 12 exons. Gene Ontology annotation, cellular component: protein-containing complex; perinuclear region of cytoplasm; plasma membrane. Gene Ontology annotation, molecular function: disordered domain specific binding; ATP hydrolysis activity; ATP binding. NCBI's taxonomy places the organism in Eukaryota, Metazoa, Chordata, Lepidosauria, Squamata, Rhineuridae. The record is from RefSeq and is a predicted model, not a curated record. Gene Ontology annotation, biological process: cellular response to heat; protein stabilization; protein folding.